UCUCAAAUGUUCUCUGCAGGAGGGACCCCCUACCCUGAUUUGCCCAUGAAUGAAUUAUUCUACAGUGCUUUGAAGAGAGGCUACCGAAUGGCCAAACCCACCCAUGCCUCUGAUGAAGUUUAUGAGAUUAUGAAGAAAUGCUGGGAUGAAAAGUAUGAGAAAAGGCCCGAGUUCUCAUUUCUGGUCCACAGCGUGGGGAAUAUGCUGACGGACAGCUAUAAAAAGAGAUACAACCAAGCCAAUGAAAACUUCACGAAGAGUGACCACCCGGCAGUCGCCCGCACCAAACCUCGGCUGACCUCACCCUUUCCAAUCGCCAACCCAGCAUUUGGCACCCCAUCUCCUGUCACACUCCAGUCUCCACUGGAUGCCUACAACCAAAACUCAAGGCCUAGACAAGACUUCAGACAAGAGGCACAGGAAGUCAUACCGUCAUACAACGAGUACAUCAUUCCCAUUCCGGACCCGAAGCCAGAAGACGCUUUCACUGACGUGCCAUCAGAAAGUCCUGGAAG
This is a messenger RNA of Neolamprologus brichardi, 515 nucleotides long. The record is from RefSeq and is a predicted model, not a curated record. NCBI's taxonomy places the organism in Eukaryota, Metazoa, Chordata, Actinopteri, Cichliformes, Cichlidae.